Molecule: messenger RNA, 777 nt
Organism: Pipistrellus nathusii (Nathusius's pipistrelle)
Lineage: Eukaryota; Metazoa; Chordata; Mammalia; Chiroptera; Vespertilionidae
Source: the annotation of a GenBank genome assembly
AUGGGCCUGAGCCCCGACCCCACACGCCACAGCUCGGGGCCGGGCCUGAGCCCGGAGGCGGGGAGGAAGGGCCGGCUCUGCCCCGCGAAGUUCCCCAGGUUCGGGCCCAAACGGACCCCAAGAACGGCAGAAGCAUCCCCGGGCUCUCAGGCGCUGGUCCAGUUCUCGCCCAAGCAGGGCCCGUCGGAGGAGGGGGAGAAGCCGGGAGUCAACGCGGAGGCCACGCCCAGCCAGAGGAGAACAGAGACCAGCUUGGCUCUGAGGUCUGAGAGCUCGGGCCAGUUAACGAAGCCAGCGGCCGAGGGCAAACUGAGACCGAGACCUGGGGACCUGAUCGAGAUCUUCCGAAUCGGCUACGAGCACUGGGCCAUCUGCGUGGAGGGCGACCGUGUGGUCCACCUGGCGCCCCCGAGGGAGGAAUUCCUGGCCGGCAGCAUCACCUCCAUCUUCAGCAACCGGGCGGUGGUCAAGUGCAGCCGGCUGGAGGACGUGCUGCACGGCUGCUCCUGGAAGGUCAACAACAAGCUGGACGGGACGUACCUGCCGCUGCCCGUGGACAAGAUCCUCCAGCGCACACGCAACAUGAUCAACAAGAUCGUGCAGUACAGCCUGAUCGACGGGAACUGCGAGCACUUCGUCAACGACCUCCGAUAUGGCGUGCCCCGGAGCCAGCAGGUGGAGGAGGUCCUGGUGCAGGGGGCGAAGGCGGCGGGAGCCAUGCUCUCGGCCGUGGUGGAGAGCAUCCGGCCCAAAGCAGUCACCGCCGGGAGCGACUGA